AUGCACCGUCCUUUCUAUCACCUCCAUUUCUGUUUCCGUGCUUUCGCCCAGAUCAAGCGCUACCAACCCUCCCAGGACGCUGUGGGAGAGGCGAAGGCCUCGGAGGUGCUUCUCGAGAUCGUCAACGCUAUCCUGCACGAGUUCGGCCUGCGCCCAUCUGACCUCGCGUCGGGUACUACGGACAGUGGAUUGGACGUCAAGUCUGUGAGUGUCAACGGCCUCCACCCGCAGUUUGGGGUUCUGUGGAAUUGCUGUUUUUACCACCUGAUGGUCAAGGCCGCUGAGGACGGCUUUGGCACCCACGUCGACCCUCAGAAGUCCAAGAACCCGAAAGCGCGCGACAUGCUCAAGAAGCUCAUCAAUCUGGUCGGGACCCUCCACAGGUCUUCUAAUUUCAAGGCCAAGUUCGGCGACCUUCAGGUGGACGUGUGGGGCGAGGUCUUCCCCAACCAAGCUCCUCAACGGUGGCUCACCCUGGUUCCCACACUGGAGCGCGUCAUCCGCUUGUGGCACGUCCUGAGAAAGCUCUACAGCGACACGGGGAAAACGUUUCCACUAGAAGAGGGCGACAUCACGGACUGCAUCCUUCAGCUCAACUCGCUGCUGCAGCCGCUUUCCUCCGUCACGCGUGAUGGCCAGUACGGGGGUGCGCCGAUGCUGAAGAUGCGAGUGCUGGACCCGUCGGAGGAACUCAAGGUCUUCGACAUUCCGCCGCUUGGAGAAGACGGCCUCCCGGACCGCAAGGAACAGAAGAAAGCUCUGCCGCACCACAUGGUAGCACACGACUACUUGGACCCCGUGGCACAGAAGGAGCGCAACGAACUCUGCCGCGCGCUCGGGACGAGGUUCUACGGUCGUGUGUGGGACACAUCAACCCUGGACCCCUCGGUGUUAUGCGACGCUGCCUGCCUCCUGACACCGCCGUUCAGUGAGGGGAACUACCUUUCCGCGAUGAAGCUUACAGCAGAGGAGGGCGAGUACUUGCCUGCCGGGUCGUGCGUGACGGCCCCUACGCUGGACGAAGAGGUGCAAGAGAAGCUGGAUGGAGCUUGGGGGAAAUCAAGAAGCGAGCCGUCGCAGGCGUGA
Molecule: messenger RNA, 1086 nt
Organism: Ectocarpus sp. CCAP 1310/34
Lineage: Eukaryota; Phaeophyceae; Ectocarpales; Ectocarpaceae
Source: the annotation of a GenBank genome assembly